ACAGAGACUCUCUCCGGAGAAUAAAAGAGCUCAUCUUUUUGUACAUUCUGUUUCUUCGAUCGGGACAUUCUCGUGAUGUUUUCAUUGAUCUUAUUAACCAAAUACAAGUUUGUUCAAUUUUAAACAGCGGAGAUGCUUGAUAAGGCUUUAGCAGUUUUACUUUGGGUUUUGGUGCAGAGUUUGGAUGAAUCAGUAUCUAGUUUUCAAAAACAGACAUGUUCCGUGUUAAAUUCAACUAUCCAUAACGGAUUGGUGGGAGAGACUUGCUCUCAGACAAAACGUGUUGUUAAAAGAGUAAAGAGAGCAAAUAAAGUAAAUGGUAGAGCACUGGUUAUUCCAAUCGGAACCAUAUUCAACUCUGAUGAUAUUCAGAUAAGGUCAGCAUUCCGUUUGGCCUUAAGUCAGUUCUCUACAGAAAGUGUCAACUACAAACUUAAUCAAUCAAUCAGUAUCAUCGAGGUCUCGGACAAUUUUAAAUUAGCUUCGUCAUUAUGUAGUCAGAUGAAUACUGGUGUUUUCUUAUUUUUCGGAACUAAAAGUAUUCAUUCUUUGGAGAUCGUUGACCACUACACCAAACGAUUCCACAUGCCUUACAUCUCACCAAGUUUAUCCAGAGUAGCAGUGACCACCUAUGAUAGCUUCCAAGUCAGUAUGAAACCACCAAUUACGCAAGCCAUUAUCGAUUUGAUUAUAAACUUUGACUGGCAAGUUGUCCACUACCUGUACGAUUCAAAUGAAGGUCUGAAACGAUUGCAAGAAAUAUUUAGUACACUGCCAAGACAUACGGACGUCCGGUUCACAUACCGGAAAUUGGAGGAUGUCUAUCACGCACAUGAAGAUUUGCGCACAUUAGAUAGGAUGAAUACUGCUGAUGAUAAAAAGAUAAUAUUAGAUCUUUCAUCUUAUGAUGCAUUUACAUCAGUUUUAAAACAAGUAAGACUUACAAAAUACGUUAUUGGUUCAUGA
Messenger RNA from Mytilus trossulus (common blue mussel), 966 nucleotides. RefSeq names its product glutamate receptor-like. Bases 133 to 966 code for a protein of 277 amino acids. The transcript is spliced from 5 exons. The record is from RefSeq and is a predicted model, not a curated record. NCBI's taxonomy places the organism in Eukaryota, Metazoa, Mollusca, Bivalvia, Mytilida, Mytilidae.